ACACACUCGGCCACAAUCUUAUUUGGAGUUGUGAACAUUAGAAGCUUGUAGACGAAGACGCUGUCUUCCGAAGGACCAUGGCUGGCCAAAUUGAGGACGACCUCCAAUGUCCGAGCUGUUUCGAAAUCUUUAAAGAUCCUGUCAUACUUCAGUGUAGUCACAGCUUCUGUCGUGCGUGCGUGCAGCGGUGGUGGGAGGAGAAAGGAGAUCGAUCGUGUCCAAUCUGUAGGAGAAAGUGUAAUUCGAUGGAGCCACCUUUGAACUUGGCACUGAGGAACGUGUGUGAGGCCUUUUCACGAGCUUCAGUCGACUCAGAGGACAUCUGCAAGUUGCACAGGGAGAAAGUGAAACUCUUCUGUUUGGACCACCAGGAGUCUGUGUGCAUUAUAUGCAGAGAUGCAAACCUCCACGCCGGCCACCAGUUCUCUCCCCUCGACGAAGUUGUGCAAGAUUGCAGAGAAAAACUCCAGGAAGGCCUGCAGAGAGUGAAGAAAAAACUGGGAGACUUUAUUAACAUCAGAGACAACUGGAAUGAACAAGCCGAGUACAUCAAAGUCCAGAGGGACAAUGUUGAACGCAAGAUUAAGAAGGAUUUCCAGGAGCUUCGUCGCUUUCUGCAGGUUGAGGAGGAAGCCAAGUUGUCUGCUGUGAGGGAGGAAGAGCAGAUGAAGAGUCAGAUGAUGAAGAAGAAGACUGAGGCUCUCAACAGAGACAUGGCCGCUCUGUCAGACGUGAUCAGAACCGCAGAAGAGCAGCUCACAUCUGACCACGUUUCCUUCAUGAACAGCUACAAAGUUGCAAUGACCAGAAUCCAACAGCUGCCCGAUAAACCCGAGAAACUCAGAGCAGCGCUGCUGGAUGAAGUCAAGCAUGUGGGCAACCUCAAGUUCACCGUGUGGGAACGAAUGAAGGAAGUGGUCUCCUUCAGUCCCGUCAUUCUGGACCCAAACACGGCCGGUGCGGCACUCAGUCUGUCUGAAGAUAUGACCAGUGUGAGUUUUAAAGCAACACAGCAGCGUCCAAACAAUCCAGAGAGGUUGAAGUGCUUAAACGAAGUUCUCGGUUGUGGUUUGGGUUCAGGAACACACGUUUGGGAUGUUGAAGUGGGCGACAACACAGACUGGGAACUGGGGGUGGGAUGGUGGGACACUUGCUUGCCACACACGUUGUUCAAAUGGAUCAUUCGAUUCCGUAACGGUGAAUACAAAAUACUUAGCCGACCACUUGGAUCUGGGAAUCUGCAGAGGAUCCGCGUUCAUGUGGACACUAACAAAAAAUCAGUGUCAUUCUCUGAAUCGCUGACAAAAACUGAAUUACACACGCAGAGUAACAUUUACAAUUGGCCGAAUUUUUCAGGUACCAUGAAAAUGUGUCCUUAUUUUUCCACCAGCAAUAAAACUCCUCUGAAAAUUACCCCACUUACACUUUGUGUUACAACUUGGAGUGAGUGAUGUUGAAGACAUUUUGCUCUCAGAGUUUUAUAUUAUAAAUUAUACAUUAGAAGUUAAUUGAAAGCUUAUGAUAUUUUGUAUUUGAGUUUUUUUUUUCUACCACAUUUUACCUGUUCAAUAAAGUAUACGGGUUACGGAUAUAGACCAGGUCAAAAAAAAAAAUCUAUCUGCGCAAAGUAUGUAAUCUUGUGUUUUUACUGGACUCUGCAGAGUUGUUGUCUUCUUAACGAGUGCUUCAUACGCAAAUGUUUGUGAUUGAAACAACAGAUCAUGGUUGUUUGUCUAACAGCUGGAAAAUUUUGCUAUGUGUGCAAAAGUCGCCGCUUUGGUCGCCGCUCGGUUGCAGGACCUUUCCCAUCAAAAUAAUGAUUGUGUGCUUGUAUCUGUA
Molecule: messenger RNA, 1839 nt
Organism: Phycodurus eques (leafy seadragon)
Lineage: Eukaryota; Metazoa; Chordata; Actinopteri; Syngnathiformes; Syngnathidae
Product: E3 ubiquitin-protein ligase TRIM35-like
Exons: 1
Coding region: 78-1451 (457 amino acids)
Biological process (GO): protein ubiquitination
Molecular function (GO): ubiquitin-protein transferase activity; zinc ion binding
Source: RefSeq, a predicted model, not a curated record